AUGGCAGAUAGGUCAGUGAAGCAACCUAUGGGCUUUCUAUGUGAUGUGCUCGUAAAGGUAGACACAUUCAUCUUUUUGGCAGACUUCGUGAUCUUGGAUUGCGAAGUAGAUUUUGAGGUUCCCAUUAAUUUGGAAAGACCAUUUCUGGCCACAGGACGAGCAUUGGUCUUUGAUGAAGAAAAAAUGGGAGCAACUAUUGAAAAGAGGCUGGAUGUUGAGACCUUAGCCGCAGUGCUGAUGAAUUUUGAAGCUGAUUUUCGAUCUGACUAUGUAGAGACCGUGAAUGCUUUGCAGGGUAUGGGAGCGCAUCCUAAUGCUCCAAAGAAAUUGGACCUAGACUUGAAAAACAUGCCAAGUCCUCAAGCAAAACCAUCUAUUGAGGAGCCACUGUUACUGGAACUGAAACAGUUACCCACUCACCUGAGAUAUCUAUUUUUAGGAGCUAACAACACUUUACCUGUACAAAAGGGCCAUUGGGUGGACCUUGCUGAUAUCAUCGGGAUACCUCCAGGUAUAUGCACCCAUAAAAUUCAACUUGAGGAGGACUGCAGCCCAAGCAUUGAACACCAGUGGAUGCUAAACCUACCUAUGCAAGAGGUGGUAAAAAAGGAGAUCAUCAAGUGGUUAGACGCUGGGGUGGUGUACCCUAUUUUUGACCAUCAUUGGGUCAAUCAAGUGCAAUGUGUGCCCAAAAAAGGCAGUAUGAUUGUGGUUGCAAAUGAGAAGAAUGAGUUGGUCCCGCAGAGGCCAGUUACCGGAUGGCGAGUGUGCAUGGAUUACAAGAAGCUGAACAAGUGGACCUUGAAGGAUCAUUUACUGAUGCCUUUCAUAUACCAGAUGCUUGACAGGUUGGCUGGCAAAGUGUGGUACUGCUUUUUAGAUGGAUACUUUGGCUACAAACAUAUAUCAAUUGCUCCUGAAGAUCAGGGAAAGACAACCUUUACAUUUCCUUAUGGCACCUUUGCAUUUAAAAGCAUGCCAUUUGGACUAUGUAAUGCACCAACAACUUUCCAGAGGUGGCCUACAGAGAUGCGAGGAGGCCAACCUAGUGUUGAACUGGGAGAGGUGUCAUUUCAUGGUCAAGAAAGGCAUAGUCCUUGGCAUAAGGUUUCACAAAAGGGGAUAGAGGUUGACAAGGCCAAAAUUAAGGUGAUUGAAAAGUUUCCUCCACCUAUUUGUGUGAAGGAUGUUCAGAGUUUCUUAGGACAUGCCGGAUUUUAUAGGCAUUUCAUCAAGGACUUCUCCAAAAUUGCACACCCCAUGUGCAAGCUUUUGGAGAAGGAGGUGAAAUUCAUUUUUGAUGAGGCAUGUCUUAGAGCAUUUGAAUGCCUGAAGGAGAAGUUGAUUUGUGCACCAGUAAUCAUUGGCCCUGAUUGGGCUGAGCUGUUUGAGGAGUUUGAUUUCGAGGUCAAAGAUAGGAAAGGUUGUGAAAACCAGGUGGCUGAUCACCUGUCUAGGUUAGAGGCUGAAAAGAAAGAGGAGUGUGAACUAGAAAUCAAUGAUGCAUUCCCGGAUGAGCAGGUAUUGGCUGCAACUCUUGAUCUUAUCCCUUGGUUUGCUAAUUUGCUAACUUUCUUGUUAGUGAUUUGA
Messenger RNA from Solanum verrucosum, 1590 nucleotides. RefSeq lists its product as uncharacterized. The record is from RefSeq and is a predicted model, not a curated record. Bases 1 to 1590 code for a protein of 529 amino acids. NCBI's taxonomy places the organism in Eukaryota, Viridiplantae, Streptophyta, Magnoliopsida, Solanales, Solanaceae. The transcript is spliced from 5 exons.